Molecule: messenger RNA, 605 nt
Organism: Xiphias gladius (swordfish)
Lineage: Eukaryota; Metazoa; Chordata; Actinopteri; Istiophoriformes; Xiphiidae
Gene: smdt1b
Product: single-pass membrane protein with aspartate-rich tail 1b
Exons: 3
Coding region: 35-334 (99 amino acids)
Biological process (GO): mitochondrial calcium ion homeostasis; calcium import into the mitochondrion
Cellular component (GO): uniplex complex; mitochondrial inner membrane
Source: RefSeq, a predicted model, not a curated record
AGUCCCUCACCGCCUAUCUCAUGUAAAGGAAAAAAUGGCGACGAGUGUACUGCGGCUCCCGCUGCGGCUUUCCACCAGAAACGCGGCGUUAAUGAGCCGUAAUACCGGCUUGAAAUCAUCAAACAUAUCCAGGACGACUCCGAUCCGAACCGCAGUAUCAACGCCUUCGGGGGCAAUACUACCGAAACCGGAUAAAACACCAUUUGGUCUUAUCCGCAUGACAGUAGUGGUGGUGCCUUUCCUGUAUGUGGGCACUCUGAUCAGCAAGAACUUUGCAGCUCUUUUGGAGGAGCAUGACAUCUUUGUCCCUGAGGACGACGAUGACGAUGACUGAGCUACCUUCAGAAAAAAAAUGGGUGCUUUGCAAUGCUGAAUAAAAAGCAUACCAGCCGGCACAAGGAAGAUGGGGAAGAUGGGGCACUUUGACUUCCAAAUACAUCCCUCUACCUCCGCCCAUCUCCCUCACUCUGUCCAUUGCUACUUAUUUUGUUUUCAUUGAAAUCAUUUAAGAAAUCUCAUAUCAUGUGAGGCUAUCAAAACUACUAGUUAUGCCCUCACUCAUUUGCAUGUUUGUGUCUGUCAACUCAAUAAACAGAGUCAAUAAC